Molecule: messenger RNA, 1732 nt
Organism: Planococcus citri (citrus mealybug)
Lineage: Eukaryota; Metazoa; Arthropoda; Insecta; Hemiptera; Pseudococcidae
Product: glycerol-3-phosphate acyltransferase 4-like
Exons: 8
Coding region: 174-1628 (484 amino acids)
Biological process (GO): triglyceride biosynthetic process
Cellular component (GO): endoplasmic reticulum
Molecular function (GO): glycerol-3-phosphate O-acyltransferase activity
Source: RefSeq, a predicted model, not a curated record
GGGAGAGAAUCGUAUCAGUUAUGGUUUUACGAUUCGAUCGCCAAGUUAUACUUAUAGGACGAAGACGUGAUGAGUGUUACUUUUGUGUUUAGUUGUAUAGUAUACGAUAACUCAACUUGAUAGUGAAACUUGAAACUCGAAUUUGAAUUUGAAACUUUAUAAGAAGAAAAAAAAUGAUCACGUUUUGGGAAUUUUUAGGAUACUUAUACGUGCUUCUAAGAUGGUACCUGUAUUUGUACUGGUGGUAUUUCCUACUAAUCGUGAUCCUAUCGAUAUUCAAAGUUCAUUUAGGAGUGCAUCGAGGAAUCGUUGUUGUCAUGUCUCAAAUAUUCAAGUAUAUCGACCAGUCCAGGAAAAAAAUAGUACCGGAUAUCGAAGAUGACGAAGAUCAGGCCAUCGAAUGCGGCCCCAUCAUAUCCCCCGAAGUGGACAGCAAGAUGUACUCGGCGACAAUUUUACAGAAUGGAAAAAUCCCGCGCUUUUCUUCGGCCAUACAAAGAGACAUUAUAUUGCUGCCAGAAUUGCAACACGAAUUGGACCUCGACGAUGAUCAAGAAAUUCGUUUCACAGAAUGCCCAAACAGUACUUACGAUUUAUCCGACGCUAUUCCAUACAUCAAAGCGGGUAUCGAAGCCAUCGUCGAGGAUCAAAUUACAUCACGAUUCGAAGCCGAAGAACUACGUACAUGGAAUCUACUUACUCGAAAAAACCCACGUCUGUGUAUCUAUAACGAUUGGAAAAUCGCUGUGAUGUGGUUCAUCGGUGCCGUCAUCAGAUACUCGAUUUUAUUCCCAGUACGAUUCGUCAACUGUUUCACCUCGAUAGGACUGCUGAUUGCUGGAAUGGCUGUCGUCGGAUAUGUACCUGAAUCGAGAUUCAAAAAAUUACUAUACAAACGAGUCAACAUAAUGUGUUUCCAUGUUAUGGCCAGAUGGCUGGGGUGCUUUUUGACUUUCCACAAUAGGGAGAAUCGACCCACCGGCGGUAUCGCUGUAUCCAAUCAUACGACGCCGUUCGAUGUACUGAUGCUGAAUACUGAUCACUGUUAUUCAUUGACCGGACAACGUCAAGGUGGAAUAAUAGGUGUACUAGAAAGAGCACUGAGCAGAGCUUCACCUCACAUUUGGUUCGAAAGAGCUGUCACUUCAGACAGAGGAGCUGUAGCUCGAAGAUUACGAGACCACGUAUCGAAUCCGAAAAAUCCUCCUAUAUUAAUCUUCCCAGAAGGUACUUGUAUCAAUAACACGGCUGUGACUCAAUUCAAAAAAGGUGCCUUUGAAGUAGGAGCCACCGUUUUCCCCAUAGCUUUGAAGUACAACGCGCUAUACGGCGAUCCUUUUUGGAACAGCAGUAAACAAUCCGGUUUCCAACACGUAAUCGAGAUGAUGACGAGUUGGGCGAUUAAAUGCGAUAUUUACUACUUACCACCGAUGGAACGUAAGCCGGACGAAACGUCGAUACAAUUCGCGAAUCGAGUCAAAGCGGUGAUAGCGAAUAAAAUGAAAGUCGUGAAUUUAUCUUGGGAUGGUGGAGUAAAACGAUCGAAACCGAAACCUGAAUGGAAAGCAUUACAUCAGAAAUUAUUUUCACACAAAUUGAAAACGCGAGUACGAAAUAUCGAUCAAUAAUUCCACGCUUAUUAUUUAUCUAAGUUUUAAAAAAUGUGAUCUAGUAUUGCCUAAGUUAUUUAUAUUUAAAAAAAAAAAAAAAAUACAACAUUCCGUUCAACGAA